Molecule: messenger RNA, 777 nt
Organism: Strongylus vulgaris
Lineage: Eukaryota; Metazoa; Nematoda; Chromadorea; Rhabditida; Strongylidae
Source: the annotation of a GenBank genome assembly
CUAAAGAACAAGGAAAUCUACUGCAUCUCGCCGUCCACAAUCAACACUUGUGGUGCAAUUAAUGUUGUAAGUGAUGUUUGUUUCGACAAAACCGGCACUUUGACUGAAGAUGGACUAGAUUUUCAUGUCCUUAGAGGAGUCACAGAAGCUACUGCGUCAAAUGUACCUAACUUCACCACUGAGAGCAGCCGCAUGAACCGUGAUGAAUUGCCUCAAAGAGGAGAACUUGUUACUGCCAUUGCAACCUGUCAUUCUCUUACAAGAAUUAACGGUGUUCUGCAUGGAGACCCGUUAGAUCUGAUACUCUUUCAACAGACUGGUUGGGUCCUUGAAGAAGCCGGUGCUGACGAGUCUGAUCAUGACGAAACUGAAAUGUAUGACAUGAUUCAGCCCACUGUCAUAAAGCCACCUAUAGAUAUGAACAAGGGAGAUGAGGAAUAUUCCAUCAUUCGCCAGUUUACAUUCAGCUCUUCCGUAGAAAAAAAGUUUAGUUCUUCGCUGCAAAGAAUGUCCGUGAUUGUCUUCAACCCAUCCAGUAGUGACCGCACUAUGACCUUAUAUUGCAAAGGAUCACCUGAAAUGGUGCAAUCAUUAUGUGAUCCGAAAAGCAUUCCACAUGACUACUCCGCUGUUGUCAACGAAUAUGCGCAACAUGGAUUUCGCCUCAUUGCAGUUGCUCGCAAAACACUGAAUCUCAACUUUAACAAAGCUGCCAAAGUUCCAAGAUCAAAGGUCAGAUGGUUUGCAUUGCUGAUUGCCGCUGUUCUCUUUUUAUAA